Nannizzia gypsea CBS 118893 is the source of this 2418-nucleotide messenger RNA. Its product is annotated as generic methyltransferase. The transcript has a single exon. Lineage: Eukaryota; Fungi; Ascomycota; Eurotiomycetes; Onygenales; Arthrodermataceae. The coding region runs from base 1 to 2418 and encodes 805 amino acids. Gene Ontology annotation, molecular function: S-adenosylmethionine-dependent methyltransferase activity. The record is from RefSeq and is a predicted model, not a curated record.
AUGCCACCAGUGGCCGACGUGAUCGCUGAUAACAGCGCCCAAGCUGUGGCGAAGGCCAAAUGGGAGCGUCAUACAUCGGUAAAUUCGAAGACGGCGCCACACAGCCUGUUCCGCGAGGAAAAAUGGUUUACUGGCAAGGCGCCACAGCCAGGGGUUUGUCCCGGCGUAAAUGAGGCUGGAGUAAUCGCAAAACUCCCGCUGCCCAACUUGGCGACAACCGGCCGGGCUGAGAUGCUGCAGUAUUUUGACAAUACAUGGACUUUAUAUGAGACACUGUUUGCAGGCCUGCGUACGCAGACGGCCUUCUAUCGCCAGCCGGACCAUAAGCUGCGGCAUCCGCUCAUCUUCUACUACGGUCAUACAGCAGCCGUGUACAUCAACAAACUCAGGGUCGCUGGGCUUAUCGACAGUCCCAUCAAUACUCACUUUGAGGCUUUGCUGGAGGUUGGCGUGGAUGAAAAUUCCUGGGAUGACCUCUCCACCGACGAGACCGUGUGGCCGGAGCUCGAUGAAGUACACGCCUACAGAGCUGAGGUGUACACCGUCAUGUGCGAUGUUAUUGCCAAUACCGAGUUUGCUGCCGAGAUGGGGCGGCCGGUCAACAUGAACGAUAAGGCUUGGGCAAUUGUUCUCGGUCUUGAACACGAUGGAAUCCACCUGGAUACCAGCUCAGUCCUGAUUCGAGAAUCUCCAGUCGACCUCCUCUCGCGCCACCCGGCCUGGCCUGCACCAUCGACAUCCGCACGUACAUCUCAGGAGGAGAGAUUGGUGCCAGACAACGACAUGGUCAGCGUCCCCGCCGGCGAGGUGGUGAUGGGGAAGCCAAACGAUUUCCCUUCGUUCGGGUGGGACAACGAAUACGGCCAUCAGCGUGUCCAGGUUGAAGCCUUCGAGGCAAGCAGAUACCUGAUUAGUAACGGCGAGUUCUAUGACUUUGUAGCCGACGGUGGCUAUCGUGAGCAGCUGUACUGGUCUGAGAGCGGAUGGGGACAGAGACGUCUCAAUAACACUAAGCAUCCACGAUUUUGGGUUCGGGACGGGCCGGCCGGGCUCCACAGCUACCGCCUGCGCACGAUCUUCGAAGAGGUGGCCAUGCCUUGGGACUGGCCGGUCUGUGUCAACUACCAUGAGGCCAAAGCAUACUGCACCUGGCGUAGCAAGCGCAGUGGCCGAUCAUACAGACUCAUCUCUGAGGUCGAGCACCACCGCAUGCGCGACCCGUUGCCAGAGAACCCCAGUCCUCAGGAUGACCCUGUGAUGUGUAUGGACGGCCAUGCACUUGCUCAUAAGGGUAUUAAUUUGAACCUGGCCUUUGGAUCAGAGACACCAACAGAUGCCUCGCCACCCACCGCCAUGGGAUUUGGGGAUGUCUUUGGAAACGUCUGGCAGUGGUGCGAGGACGCCUUUGCGCCACUGCCAGGCUUUGCCGUCCAUCCCUACUACGAGGACUUCAGCACCCCCUUCUAUGGAGGUGAACACCAGCUGCUUCUAGGUGGUGCUUUUGCUGCCACGGGCGAUGAAGCCAGUAUUUGGGGUAGAAUUCCGUUCCGCCCUCACUUUCUACAGCACUCCGGCAUCAGACUUGCGCUCUCUGCUGGAAGUAAGAUCGAAAAGCCAUCUAGAGUUGUUAAGAAAGACGAAGCUGUGGCCGAAGUUGAUGUUGACGCCAAUACCCGCCGUGAACUAAACCAACGCAUGCUCCUACACUAUGGCUCCAUGGCAGAGACACUUGGUCCUGCGGUGCUAGACACCGCUGGGCUCAACCUAUGCCAUAAUUACGUACACCGCGUAGUUGAGCUACUCGUGGAUACCGCGCGCGCCCAGGGCCUAGAGCUCCAGUCUGCGCUUGAUGUAAGCUGCGCUGUUGGCGGCACAACGUUUGGGCUAAGCAAGUACUUCGACAGAGUUGUCGGAGUCGACCCGAACCAGGCCUUCAUUAACGCAGCAAACACCAUGGCUCGGUCAGGGAGCAGGAUGUAUGAGCGCCGUGACAAUGGCGGACGCAUGACAAACCUGUGUGCUCGACUAGACACAGCAGCACAACCCGAGCGAGCCACUUUCCAGACCGCCGACGUUUGCGCUCUUCCAUCUGAACUUACUGGCUUCGAUGCAGUGUUGCUGGCCGACGCUUUACCAAGCCGUUUGUCUGACCCAGACGCCUUCAUAGCACGUAUGACCGGGCCACAUUCCAUCGUCCGCCCUGGAGGACUGGUCCUUCUUUCAGAUGAGAUUUUGAAUAACUCAACGUUAUCCGAAUCUCCUACAAAUGGCUCCUCGAAGAGUAAGAAACUACCGGUGGAGUACGAGCUGCUUCGUGUCUGUGACCUUUCAGUACUGCUUCGAGAAAAUGAUCGUCAUUUUCAGCACAUCAUACCCCGGAUCAGUAUCUGGCAACGCAGUAUGGCUGCAGUGAUCUAG